GUUGCUACUCGAAAAGGGUGCUGACAUUGAUGCCAAGAAUGAAUAUGGAGACACAAAAUUACAUCAAGCAUGCUACUUUGGUCAUUUAGAGGUAAUCAAGUUGCUACUCGAGAAGGAUGCUGACAUUGAUGCCAAGGGUCAACAUGGAGACACACCAUUGUACAAGGCAUGCAAUAAAGGUCGUUUCGAGGUUGUCAAGUUGCUACUUGAAAAGGGUGCUGACAUUCAUGCCAACUUUGAUGGAAAUACAGCAUUACACGCUGCAUGCUGGAGGGGACGCACGCCAUUGCACAAUGAAUGCUGGAAGAAGGGUCAUCUAGAGAUAGUCGAGUUGCUACUCGAAAAUGGUGCUGACAUUAAUGCCAAAGAUAACUGUGGAAAAACACCAUUGUACAAGGCAUGCGAUAAAGGUCAUUUAGAGAUAGUCAAGUUGCUACUUGAGAAGGGUGCUGACAUUGAUGCCAAGGGUCAAUAUGGAGACACACCAUUGCACAAGGCAUGGGAUAAAGGUCAUUUCGAGAUAGUCAAGUUGUUACUCGAGAAGGGUGCUGACAUUAAUGCCAAGAAUGAAUAUGGAGACACUCCAUUGUACAAGGCAUGCAAUAAAGGUCAUUUGGAGAUAGUCAAGUUGCUACUUGAGAAGGGUGCUGACAUUAAUGCCAAGAAUGAAUAUGGAGACACUCCAUUGUACAAGGCAUGCGAUAAAGGUCAUCUAAAGAUAGUCGAGUUGCUACUCGAGAAGGGUGCUGACGUGAAUGCCACAGACGCUGAAGGAAAGACCUCAUUGCAUGUGGCAUGCCGUGAGGGUCAUUUGAAGGUAGUCAAGUUUCUAGUUCAAAAGGGUGCUGAUGUCAAUUCAAAAGAAAAAGGUGGAGACACACCAAUGCAUUGGGCAUGUGGGAAGGGUCAUUUGAAGGUAGUCAACUUUCUAGUUGAAAGGGGUGCUGAUGUCAAUUCUAAGAAAAAAGGUGGAGAGACGCCAAUGCAUUGGGCAUGUGGGAAGGGUCAUUUGAAGGUAGUCAAGUUUCUAGUCGAUAUGGGUGCUGAUGCUCAUGCCAAAGCUACGAUUGGAAUGACGCCAUUUGAAAUGAUAUGUUGCAAUGAUGAUUUGGACCUGGUCAUGUUGCUAGUCCAAAGGUCAUGUUGUGAUGGCCAUUUGGAGGUGAUCAAGAAGCUGCUUGUUGGGGCAU
Messenger RNA from Cylindrotheca closterium, 1190 nucleotides. NCBI's taxonomy places the organism in Eukaryota, Bacillariophyta, Bacillariophyceae, Bacillariales, Bacillariaceae. The record is from the annotation of a GenBank genome assembly.